Messenger RNA from Daphnia magna, 1259 nucleotides. RefSeq lists its product as uncharacterized. The record is from RefSeq and is a predicted model, not a curated record. The coding region runs from base 1 to 1146 and encodes 381 amino acids. Gene Ontology annotation, cellular component: nucleus; transcription regulator complex. NCBI's taxonomy places the organism in Eukaryota, Metazoa, Arthropoda, Branchiopoda, Diplostraca, Daphniidae. The transcript is spliced from 6 exons. Gene Ontology annotation, biological process: regulation of transcription by RNA polymerase II.
AUGGGGCCUACUAAAGUUGCCAAAAAGAAUUCCCCUAACAAAUUCAAGUCGCCCCCCAAAAAAUCACCGAUAAAGAAAAUCAAAAAGUCUUCAAGAAAUUGGUCAGAAGAAGAACGGGAACAGCUAAUUGAGGCAGUGAAGAAUUAUCCAUGCUUGUAUGACACCACUUGUAAAACAUACAAAGACCUCACUGUUAAAACCAAUGCGAAGGUGGAAAUAUCCAAACUUUUUGAAAGUUGCAGCGCAGAAGAUGUCACAUUGCAAUGGGGAACUUUGGUGGACAAGUUCAGAAGAACAAGAAAACAGUAUAACAACGAGAAUCCUACAGGUACUUCUGCGGAAGAUUCAAUGUCUCAAUAUUCACAUUGGGAUUUAUAUCAAAGUAUGUUAUUCUUGGAAAAACAUAUCAAACAAAGAACGAGAUUUACAAAUAUGUCUUCGGCCACAGUGAGAAAUCUUGAAGCUUCAUUAGAGGAAAUAUCAAAUGAUGAUACACUGAACACCAAUAAUGACCAUCUACUUCUAAUAUCGACAAAUGAUGGUGGGGUGAUAACGCUUGAAAGUGUUUCAAAUUCGAUAUCCCAGGAAGAAAGCAUGGAUUCUUUUUCUGAGAGUGACUAUUCUCUUAUGAUGAAAGAUAACAGGAAUGAUUCCCCCAGCAACAACGAUUCGACAGAUACUUGGACAGAUAGUACAAGACAGAGAGAAGGAGAAGAUAUCAUUCGUUGGAAAAAGACAGUGAACGAGAGUGUUAAACCAAAAUCAUCUACUCCUACUCCGUCAACUUCGUCGAGUGAUUUUCUUCCUAGUUUUCCGGAGAGUCGUACAAAGCGUCAGCGUAGGUUAGCAGAGUCACAAUCAGAAAAGAGCAUCACAGCGCUGGUCUCGCAACUGAUAUCUGAUAAACCACCAACAACUUUGAUAGCCGAAAAAAAUGAGAAAGAAGUCGACGAAGUCACUAAGGAAUGGCGCAGCUAUUGCAAAGUAUAUGCAGAUAAAGUUGCAAAGAUAAAAAGUACAAGCAUCAAAAAUGAUAUCCGCUUCAAUAUGGAGCAAAUGUUGUAUGACGCAGGAAAAAAGGAGAAGGAAAAAGCUAAAAAGAAGAAGAAGAAGGAAGAGGAUAGAUUGAACAAUGUUAACACAUAGACAUGCUUUGAAAGAAAAUUGCGUCCACUGUAUACUAACUGCUCAUUAUCUGUAUUCAUUAACUCGAAAGAAUGUGAUGAACAAUAGUAAUGCAAUAAAUUCUGAAAGAAUUA